CGAUGCAUCGAUACAUCGAGUGGAAAAUUUUCGAUGCAUCGAUGUUUUUCCGACAUCUCUAUUUCACGCCCAGCAAUUUUUAAUGAGUGACGAUUUGUUUACUUCUCUCGUGUUUCCCAACAUAAACAGAGAAGCAAUAAACGGUAUACAUACAAAUGUACAUACAUUCAUUUUCACAAUAGCAUUGGUAAAAAAAGUUAGCGGACGAUCCGGAGCAUUUGAAUACUGCACUCUAUCUUCAAACAAAUGUGUUAACUCCUUCCACGAUGAUUUAAUUCUGCUCUCCGACGGUCCGAUCGCUAGGCAGCUCAAACAUCAUUGAUUCGUCUACGCCAAUGCCGAAAUUAUCGUCGGCCACAUUACUAGCAGAAAUAAACAAUUCACCGGAAGUAAAAACAUUUCGAAUACGAGGAUAUAAAAUUUCGGAUUUUGUUUGCGCUAUUGCUUGGAAUACAUUUCGAAAUGGUUAUUAUCACAGUGCCCUAUGUCAAAAAUGAGAGCCUUUUCGACAUAUCGACGAUGUUGCAGGCAAAAGUACAAGAUGCUAUAAGGUGGACGCAAGAACAAAACCUAUCCGAUACGUUCAGUCCAUUAUUGUGUGGCGUUGCAGUGGCCUUAUUUUCCUGUAUGCUGGUGUAUUUCGACAGCGACGUCCCUGGUAUAAGUCCGCCCUCUCCCUUUUCACCACUGAAACAGACUUACCGCCGCGAACGACGUAGUGCCUUACAUUUGGGUUAUAUAACCGCAAUAGCAGCGGGUGCAAUAGUCAGCAUUUUUAUGUACUGUGAUUUCCCUAUAAACUGAAGUAAUUUAUGUUUAAAAUAAAACAAAGGAGGCGACGUUUUGUAUACGAAGCGGCCAAUGACGCGCAAGAAGCGUCCUACAAGAUAAAAGAGUAAUAUUCUAAAAAAAAAUAAAAAAUAAUAGAUCAUCGGUUAUCCGAUUCGAAUCCACGUAAAUUAAAAUCAUAAUAAAUACUUUGAAGUACAGGUCCCCCAUCCAAAUUUUUCAGCAGUAAAAUAUUUUCACCUCGUUGCUUUCCCUUCGUUACUCUCUUUAACUGACCUAUAAGAAAAUGGAUAUCAACGCCGAUUUCCUUCGACCAUCCUUAUGCAAUAUUGUAUUACUGCUUGGAGCCACGACUGGACAUUUUUUGCUCAAAUCGCCCACUGUCGUCAUGUGAAGGGGAUGCUUCUUUUGGCAGAGGGAUUGGCAAUAAGAAGAA
This is a messenger RNA of Rhagoletis zephyria (snowberry fruit fly), 1225 nucleotides long. Its product is annotated as ADP-ribosylation factor-like protein 6-interacting protein 6. The record is from RefSeq and is a predicted model, not a curated record. Lineage: Eukaryota; Metazoa; Arthropoda; Insecta; Diptera; Tephritidae.